AUGAACUGGAAUUCCUUUGUUGAUUUUAUUCAGAAAAUCGCCGCUGGAACAUCAAUUUUUAUGAAUUGUAUUCUCACAAUUCUAAUCCUUUUCAAAUCUCCAAAACAACUUGGAUCUUAUAAAUAUUUGAUGAUUUACAUUGUUUGGUUCGAAAUCUUAUAUUCAAUUCUAGAUGUUAUCAUAACUCCAAUCAUGUUUUCCCACGAAUCUAUUGUAAUGGUUAUCGUAUUCAAGAAAUAUUCCCCGAUUCCUCAUCAAGUAUUGCUCAUCUUAAUCGCUGCUUAUGGUGCUUGUUUUGGAAUAUCAAUGGGAAUUUUUGGGUUGCAUUUCAUUUAUCGAUAUUUUGUCUCGACUGGUUCGAAUUAUAUGAGCACAUUUAAAAAAGGCCGAAUUUUUUAUUGGAUGUUGAUUCCAAUAAUUUAUGGGUUGAUUUGGGGAUCUGUUUGUUUUUUCUUGCUUGGACCUUCUGAAGAAAUCAAUCAUAUAGUUGCUAAUAAACUUAUGUUAACUUUUGGCUGGGAAAUUCAUGAUAUUUCCUAUCUUGGCCCAUAUUUUUAUCAAAUUCAACCUGAUGGCUCAUAUAAAAUUGGCUGGAAUUCGGUUGUCGGUGUUGUUAUAGCAUGGACAAUCUUAUUCUCCUCUUUGGUUGCAAUAAUUUAUUGUGGAAUCAAAUGUUAUCUAUAUAUAAAUUCUAUGAUCAAUAUCACAAAUAGUAGUGUCUCGAAAAAUUUGAGGAAUCUUCAAGCGCAGUUAUUUUAUGCUUUAGUUACACAAACUGCAAUUCCAGUUAUUCUGAUGCAUAUUCCACUUUCAAUUGUUAUUCUUUUCUCAUUUCUUGAUAAGGAUUUAGGAACAUUGAGUGGUAUAACAUCAAUUACAAUUUCCCUGUUUCCAGCAUUGGACCCACUUCCAACAAUGUUUAUUAUCAAAAAUUAUCGAACCACUAUUUUUGGUAAGAUUAUUUGA
This is a messenger RNA of Caenorhabditis angaria, 966 nucleotides long. Lineage: Eukaryota; Metazoa; Nematoda; Chromadorea; Rhabditida; Rhabditidae. The record is from the annotation of a GenBank genome assembly.